UCAUAAAACUCAUAAGUUCAAACCUAGCUUAAACUUAAAAUAUGGGCUCAGAAACCACUCCAAAGCUUCCACUAAUUAACUUCAAUAAUCUCAACUUAGAAACCAAAAGUCCUAAUUGGGAGUUAGUGAAGUCCCAAGUUUACAAAGCACUAGUAGAAUAUGGUUGUUUUGAAGCAAUUUUUGAUCAAGUUUCUUUGGAACUUCGUAAAGCUAUAUUUGAUUCACUAGAAGAGCUUUUUGAACUUCCUUUACAAACCAAGCUACUCAAUGUGUCUAAGAAGCCAUAUCAUGGUUAUGUUGGUCAAUAUCCUACGAUUCCACUUUAUGAAAGCAUGGGCAUUGAUGAUGCAAAUGUCUAUGAGAAUGUCAAGAACAUGACCAACAUCUUGUGGCCAAAUGGGAACCAAAGUUUUAGCAAAACUAUACAUUCCUUCUCCGAUGAGUUAACGGCGUUGGAUCAGAUUGUUAGGAAGAUGAUUUUGGAAAGUUUGAAUGCUGAAAAGUAUUUGGAGGAACACAUGAACUCAACCAAUUAUCUUCUUAGGGUUAUGAAGUACAAAGGACCUCAAACAAGUGACACAAAACUAGGCCUUACCACACACAGUGACAAGAAUGUUGUGACCAUAUUGUACCAAAAUCAAGUGGAGGGUUUACAUGUUAUGACCAAAGACGGAAAAUGGAUAAACUACAAGCCUUCUUCUUCAAGUAGCUUUGUAGUUAUGAUUGGUGAUUCUCUCCAUGCGUGGUCAAAUGGAAGGCUUCAUUCCCCGUUACAUCGGGUGAUGAUGAACGGGAAUGAGGCACGAUAUUCAACCGGAUUGUUCUCGAUCCCUAAAGGAGGAUGUGUUAUAAAAUCUCCGGAGGAGUUGGUGGAUGAGGAACAUCCUUUACUCUUUAAGCCUCAUGAUCAUGUUGAGUUUCUCAAGUAUUAUUACUCCGAAAAAGGCCAAAGGGAUCAAAAUGCUAUGCGUACUUUUUGUGGUGUUUGAACUUAUGUUAUGUUAUUGAAAGAGGAUGUGCGCGCACAAUAUAUAUAGUUAAAGAAACAGAACAUAUUUGUAUUUGUAUUUGUAUUUGAUUAGAAAUAGAACAUAACAUACCCGAAUCGAUUGGCUUUGUAAUAAGGAAUAUUAGAAAUACAUGUAUCAUCGACGUGUAAUAUCCAAGCAUCUUUAUUACUAGGAACAUGAAUAUAUGAUUUUGCAUAGAAAACAAUUUCGUCUACGAUGAUGUUCAUGUCAAGUUCGUAUUGUCCACCAGUCAUGUAAUUUUUAACGUGCUUAUAGAAACGAAGUGGCACCGUCUUCCACGGGCGCACAUUAUUAUUUGAGGCCAUACUUCUCAUCAUCAACCUCGGACGAAGAAGAAUCUAAUUCAUCAAAAGAUCUGAUGAUGAUGAUGAUGAGGCUUUUGAUUCUGCUUCUGCAGCAGCUUCAACAGUAGGUUGCUCAAUAACCUCAACAAAAACGUUAAACAUGUCUAUUGUUUGCAUGAUCUUUAUCUUUAGCAUCAUGUUGGUAUAAAAUAGUUAUGGAAAGAAAAGAAAG
Messenger RNA from Vicia villosa (hairy vetch), 1547 nucleotides. Its product is annotated as probable 2-oxoglutarate-dependent dioxygenase AOP1. Bases 42 to 989 code for a protein of 315 amino acids. The record is from RefSeq and is a predicted model, not a curated record. The transcript is spliced from 3 exons. Gene Ontology annotation, molecular function: dioxygenase activity. NCBI's taxonomy places the organism in Eukaryota, Viridiplantae, Streptophyta, Magnoliopsida, Fabales, Fabaceae.